Clonostachys rhizophaga is the source of this 1743-nucleotide messenger RNA. The record is from the annotation of a GenBank genome assembly. NCBI's taxonomy places the organism in Eukaryota, Fungi, Ascomycota, Sordariomycetes, Hypocreales, Bionectriaceae.
AUGUCUUCCUUUUUCACAGCCCCGAGCUCGCAGAAGAAGAGAAAGAGGCCCGUAGCUCCCGAGUUUCCUAAAAAGAGACUUGCCAAUGGAGGCGGUCCAAAGUCAUCCGGCAAGGCGCCUGCGAACCCCGCGAGCCGUCGUGAGGAAAGAGACGAGUCCAUCUCUGGCAGCGAAUCGGACGAUGACGAGAGCUUCGAGGGCGUUUCCAAUGCGUCUGGGUCCUCUGAAGCCAGCGAUUCUGAUAAUGAAGGCGAGACCGCCGCCGAGAAGAGAUUGAGGCUCGCAGAGCGCUAUCUGGAGAAUGUCAAGGAGCACGUGGACGAGGCUGGCUUCGACGCGGCAGACAUUGAUCGAGAUCUGAUCGCCGAGCGACUGCAGGAGGACGUGGCAGAGACCAAGGGAAAGGUGUAUCGCCAAUUGGGCUCUGAGCUGGCUAUAGACAAAGCUUCGCAAACUUUUUUCCGCACCAAUACCGGCCCCGUCACCUCCAUCACCUCCAGCGCGCCAUACUUCUACACUGCAACUAAAGACUUACACAUACACAAGUGGAGAACCCAGGAUCUCCCGCAAGAUCAAUACCCUCAGACCACGAAGCGAAAACCGAAGAAGCCACCCGCCCCCCCGAGAAAGAGACCGGAAUUGGAGUCCUGGAUUAGAGGCAGCACUGGCAAGAAGAAGGAGAAGAACUACCAGAGACACACAGGCCCUAUCCUGGCCAUUGCUGCUUCGCCAGAUGGCCGAUAUGUUGUCACCGGUGGCGCAGAUAGAAAGCUCAUUGUCCACGAUGCCGAGACCCUGAAGCCCGUCAAGGUCUUCAACCACCACCGUGAUACAAUUACCGGCCUGGCGUUUCGAAGAGGAACGAACCAGCUGUACUCCUGUUCCAAAGACCGCACCGUCAAGGUAUGGAGUCUGGACGAAUUAGCCUACGUCGAGACCCUGUUCGGUCACCAAGAUGAGGUAGUCGACAUUGACGCUCUCGCCCAAGAGCGGUGCGUCAGCGUAGGAGCUCGUGACCGCACCGCCCGACUAUGGAAGGUCCUCGAGGAGUCGCAACUUGUUUUUAGGGGUGGUGCCGUGGACAAGAAACCAAAGCCUGGUGUUAAUCCCCGCUCCUUACUCCAUGAAGGCAGCAUGGACCGCAUUGCCAUGAUCGAUGACGAUUUAUUCAUCACUGGCAGUGACAAUGGCACAAUUGCUUUGUGGAGUGUUCAGAAAAAGAAGCCUGUCUACUUAGAAUCACUGGCCCAUGGAGUUGACCCAGCUCCUGGACCUACAGAAGGGUCGGCUUCAGCGAUUGCAAGUGAUAAUGUUGUCGCGGCACCUCCACCUCGACCCAUCACUGCUUUACGGACGAUACCGUAUUCAGAUGUCUUCUUUAGCGGAAGUUGGGAUGGGUAUGUUCGGGUAUGGCAACUGAGCGAGGACAAGCGAAGGAUCGAAUCCCUUGGAGUUCUUUCCAGCCCAGAACCCAGCAAGCAGACCAAUGGGGUCACGCCCAGUGCUGGGGCUGCAUCUUCACGCCCUAUUGUUGGUGUGGUCAACGGGAUCACGGUGUUUGAGCGUGGCGACCGAGGAAAGGAUGGGAUUUGUGUUAUCGCCGCAGUGAGCAAGGAACAUAGGUUCGGUCGGUGGAAGAUUUUUGAUGACGCCCGUAAUGGAGGAGUUGUGUUUGAAGUCCCCAGGAUACGACCGGCUGUAUCUGCGAACGGCGUUGAUAAUAGCACUGACGAGGAGGGCUGA